Messenger RNA from Balearica regulorum gibbericeps (East African grey crowned-crane), 2715 nucleotides. Lineage: Eukaryota; Metazoa; Chordata; Aves; Gruiformes; Gruidae. The record is from RefSeq and is a predicted model, not a curated record.
CUGAUAAUCAUGGAGCCAUAUUUUGGUUUUAAGCAUGUGCAGCAGGACUAUGAAGUCACUCUUGAACUUGCAAGUGAAGAGACUCAAAAAACUAGAAAUGCACAAAAUUCUAGGACGGGGUCUUAUGGUGUCAGUAUUAGAGUCCAAGGAAUUGAUGGACAUCCUUACAUAGUACUAAAUAAUACAGAAGGAUGUUUUUCAGAAAAUUCUCCUCCUCCUGGAAAAGAACAGCAGGUCAUUUCUCAGACUGUAAGCAAGCCAGCCACAGACUCCAAUACUGCUUUUAAGUUGGAGGACAAAAACAGUGAACACACAAAAUUUCCUGGAACACAGCAUAUGCAACCCUGUAUGCUUAAAAGCCUGAAGAUAACCAAAGUGGAUGAAGGGGAAAAUGGAAUAUCAGAUUUUAAAGAUGGAACAAUGAAGUCCUCCAAUUUAUUGAACUUUCAAAGACAUCCUGAACUUUUACAGCCUUAUGAUCCUGAAAAAAAUAACUUGAACUUGGAUAAUUACCAAUCUUCUGUGUGUAGUAAAUCUAAAUCUUUUGAAGAUGAAAAAACUGAAGCAAAGCCUUGGAUUUCCUCAUCUAAAGUAGUCUCCCUACAGAAAACAAAUACAUAUCUCGCAGAGCCAACCAAAGCAAAUUCAAAAAAGAUACAUUUGAACAGGUCAGUAGAAGUCAAAGACCAAAAUAAGCAGCUGUUGGAUUGCCCCAGUAGCAUGAUCAGCUCCAACGAAGUGUGUGUUUCAGAAUCAUUUUCAUCUGCAGGAGGAUCCCCAUGUGUUAGUCCCACUGCUUAUUCAGAGACUAGAAAACCUAGACCAGAUGUUCUUCCCUUCCGCAGACAAGAUUCAGCUGGGCCAGUAUUGGAUAACUCACGAAGAUCAUCAUCCUCAUCAGCUACUCCCACUUCUGCAAAUUCCUUAUACAGAUUUUUACUUGAUGACCAAGAGUAUGCCAUCUAUGCAGACAAUGUUAAUCGUCAUGAAAACAGAAGAUAUAUCCCUUUUUUGCCUGGAACUGGUCGUGAUAUUGACACUGGUUCACUUCCAGGAGUAGAUCAGCUAAUUGAAAAGUUUGAUAAGAAAGUUGAUCCUCAUAGAAGAGGUAGGUCAGGAAAAAGGAAUAGAAUUCAUCCAGAUGAUCGUAAAAGAUCAAGAAGUGCUGAUAGUGCCUUGUCCUUAGGGCUUGAUGUAAAUUCAGGUUAUUUAGGUGAAUUCAGUAAAAGCUUGGGUAAGUCAACUGAGCACUUGCUGAGACCAUCUAAAGUUUGCCUUCACAAGCGGUUAUCCAGAGAUCAAAAGUCACCUUCCACAGAGAUGAAGAUUUCUGCUCGAAGUAUUGGAAAACUGCAAAUGCCUGAUAAAGAUACUCGGAACAGCAAUUUCAAUUCUUUGCAAUACCAUAGACAAAAUGGAGGUGAUACUGAGAGUUCGAUGUUUAGGUCGUCUACGCUCCCAGGACAGAAUAAGAGAGAGGAAGUUAGAACAGUAACUUCUACUUUGUUGUUGCCAAACCGAAUCACAGUUCCACCUGAUUCAGAAGCCAAGAAAAUUGCUGUAAAAACAUUUUCACCUGUCCCUAAUAUACAGGCAACUCCUGAUCUCUUAAAAGGCCAGCAAAAUCUUGCACAGCAAACGAAUGAAGAGACUGCUAAACAGAUACUUUACAAUUACCUUAAGGAAGGAAGUGCUGAUAAUGACGAUGCGACAAAGAGGAAAGUCAACUUGGUUUUUGAGAAAAUUCAGACUUUAAAGUCAAGAGCUGCUGGAAAGACACAGGUUUCUGAUUCUUCGGCUGAAGUAAAAGCAUUGGUGGAACAAAAAGCAGAACUUGAAAGAAAAGUUGAAGAAUUAGAGAAGAAACUGGAUUUAGAAAUUAGGAAUCAGCAAAAUUCCAAAGAAGAGAGAGAUGCUACACAAGCAAGCCUGAAAGAUCUUCAGUUGCAACUUGAUGAAAGUAUAUGUGAAAAAGAAGCCUUAAAAAAGCAGCUGGAAGAAAGUGAGAAGGAACUCAGGCAAAACCUAGAGGAGCUUUUUCAAGUGAAGAUGGAGCAGGAACAACACCAGACUGAGAUCAGAGAUCUUCAAGACCAGCUCUCUGAGAUGCAUGAUGAACUGGAUAACGCAAAGCAUGCUGAUGAAGGGGAGAAGGAGGUUCUGAUUGAGGAGCUGAUGCAAAUGAAGCUGGAUCUGCAAGAAGUAUUAAUAGCAAAAGAUCAACAAGAAGAGAUUUUGAGAAAGAGAGAGAGAGAGCUUACAGCUUUAAAAGGAGCACUGAAAGAAGAAGUAUCUAGCCAUGACAUGGAGAUGGAUAAACUUAAAGAGCAACACAAUAGAGAAUUGCUCAGUCUACAACAGAACCUGGAGAAAGCAACAGAGAGUGCUGCUGUCCUUGCCAGUGAAAGAAACGCCGCACAAGAGGUGCAAAAUAGUAUAGAAAAUCAAGUCAAAGAGCUGACUGAGGAAAAUGAACGAUUGAAGACAACAGUUAAUGACCUAGAGAGUAAAACUGAAGAGUUGCACAAGCAAAUUGAUAAUAUGAAAGAAGAAGAAAAAUCAGUGAAGAAAAAAAUAAAGAGAUACGAGGAAGAGAAGCAACAAUUAGAAGAAGCUUUGAAACAUGCUGAAAAACAGGCAAAAGAAUUGGCAGCGUUAAAAAGGUCUUUGGAAAGCCAACUAGAAGAUAUGCAGGUAAGAACAAGAGCAAUUUGA